Onychomys torridus (southern grasshopper mouse) is the source of this 3675-nucleotide messenger RNA. RefSeq names its product dual specificity tyrosine phosphorylation regulated kinase 1B (gene Dyrk1b). The record is from RefSeq and is a predicted model, not a curated record. Gene Ontology annotation, molecular function: ATP binding; protein serine/threonine kinase activity; transcription coactivator activity. The transcript has 11 exons. Bases 185 to 2254 code for a protein of 689 amino acids. Gene Ontology annotation, cellular component: nucleus. Gene Ontology annotation, biological process: peptidyl-serine phosphorylation; peptidyl-threonine phosphorylation; positive regulation of DNA-templated transcription. Lineage: Eukaryota; Metazoa; Chordata; Mammalia; Rodentia; Cricetidae.
UGCCCCGGUCUGACCCUUGUCCCCUCCUCUCCCCGCCCCCCUGGCGGCGGCGGCGGCGGCGGCUGUUGUCACCCACCGGGCCGCCUGUCCCGCUUGCCCUCACCGCCGCGGGGCUGGCCAGGCCAGGCCGGCCAGGCCGGGGACAGGCGGCCACCUUCUCAUCGCCGCCGCCGCCGCCACCACCAUGCUGGCCGUUCGCCCACCGCACUGGGGGCCCCAUCGCUCCCCAGCCCCCCGUGGGCCCAGCGCCAGCCCUGACCCGGGUCUCAGCGGCGGUGGCAGCCGAGGUGCAGGAUGCGAGAAGGCGCCCCCCGGCCGGGCUCCCGCUCCAGGCCUCACACCCCUGCGGCCCUCUGAGCCCACCAUGGCCGUCCCCCCAGGCCAUGGUCCCUUCUCUGGCUUUCCAGGGCCCCAGGAACACACACAGGUAUUGCCUGAUGUGCGGCUACUGCCUCGGAGACUGCCCCUGGCCUUCCGGGACGCGACCUCAGCCCCCCUGCGCAAGCUCUCAGUGGACCUCAUCAAGACCUACAAGCACAUCAAUGAGGUGUACUAUGCGAAGAAGAAACGGCGGGCCCAACAGGCACCACCCCAGGACUCGAGCACCAAAAAGGAGAAGAAGGUCCUGAACCACGGUUAUGAUGACGACAACCACGACUACAUUGUGCGCAGCGGCGAGCGCUGGCUAGAGCGCUAUGAGAUUGACUCCCUUAUUGGCAAAGGCUCCUUUGGCCAGGUGGUGAAAGCCUAUGAUCACCAGACCCAGGAGCUGGUGGCCAUCAAGAUCAUCAAGAACAAGAAGGCCUUCCUGAACCAGGCCCAGAUUGAGCUGCGGCUGCUGGAGCUGAUGAACCAGCACGACACAGAGAUGAAGUACUACAUAGUGCACCUGAAGCGGCACUUCAUGUUCCGGAAUCAUCUGUGCCUGGUGUUUGAGCUGCUGUCCUACAACCUGUAUGACCUCCUGCGCAACACACACUUCCGAGGUGUCUCCCUGAACCUGACUCGGAAGCUGGCACAGCAGCUCUGCACGGCACUGCUCUUUCUGGCCACACCCGAGCUCAGCAUCAUCCACUGCGACCUCAAGCCUGAGAACAUCCUGCUCUGCAAUCCUAAGCGCAGCGCCAUCAAGAUCGUGGACUUCGGCAGCUCCUGCCAGCUUGGCCAGCGGAUCUACCAGUAUAUCCAGAGCCGCUUCUACCGCUCACCCGAGGUGCUCCUAGGCACACCCUAUGACCUGGCCAUCGACAUGUGGUCCCUGGGCUGCAUCCUUGUGGAAAUGCACACCGGAGAACCCCUCUUCAGCGGCUCCAAUGAGGUGGACCAGAUGAGCCGAAUUGUCGAGGUGUUGGGCAUUCCGCCCGCGCCCAUGCUGGAACAGGCACCCAAGGCUCGCAAGUAUUUUGAGCGGCUGCCUGGGGGUGGCUGGACCCUACGAAGGACAAAGGAACUCAGGAAGGAUUACCAGGGCCCCGGGACACGGCGGCUGCAGGAGGUGCUGGGCGUGCAGACGGGCGGGCCCGGGGGCCGGCGGGCGGGGGAGCCGGGCCACAGCCCCGCCGACUACCUCCGCUUCCAGGACCUGGUGCUGCGCAUGCUGGAGUAUGAGCCCGCCGCCCGCAUCAGCCCGCUGGGCGCUCUGCAGCAUGGCUUCUUCCGCCGCACGGCCGACGAGGCCACCAACACGGGCCCGGCAGGCAGCAGUGCCUCCACCUCGCCGGCGCCCCUCGACACCUGCCCCUCCUCUAGCACCGCCAGCUCCAUCUCCAGCUCUGGGGGCUCCAGUGGCUCCUCCAGUGACAACAGGGCCUACCGCUACAGCAACCGAUAUUGUGGGGGGCCCGGGCCCCCCAUCACCGACUGUGAGAUGAACAGCCCCCAGGUUAUACCCUCCCAGCCUCUGCGCCCUUGGGCAGGGGGUGAUGUGCCCCACAAGACACAUCAAGCCCCUACCUCUGCCUCAGCAUUGCCAGGGACUGGAGCCCACUUACCCCCACAACCCCGAUGCCUUGGACGUCCCCCAUCACCAACAUCACCACCACCCCCGGAGCUGAUGGAUGUGAGCCUGGUGGGCAGCCCUCCAGACUGCUCCCCACCUCAUCUGGCACCUGCCCCCCAGCACCCGGCUGCCUCAGCCCUCCGGACUCGGAUGACGGGAGGUCGACCACCUCUCCCACCCCCUGAUGACCCUGCCACUCUGGGGCCUCGCCUGGGCCUCCAUGGCGUACCCCAGAGCACAGCAGCCAGCUCAUGACCCUGCCCCUCCCUGGGGCCCCUCCUGAAGCCAUACCCCCCCAUCUGGGGGCCCUGGGCUCCCAUCCUCAUCUCUCCCCUUGACUGGACUUGCUGCUACCCAGCUGGGGUGGGUGAGGCCUGCACUGAUUGGGGCCCAGGGCAGGGGGUCGAGGGAGAAGGGUUUUGGCCACACCCUCCCCACUAAGACUGGACCCUUGGCCCCUCUCCCCUUGUUUUCUAUUUAUUGUACCAAAGACAGUGGUGGUCCGGUAGAGGGGAGAUUUCCCUCACCCUAGGGCCCUAGGAGGGGGUGGGGGCAGGUAGGGGGAGAUGGCCUUGCUCCUCCUUGCUGUACCCCCCAGUAAAGAGCUUUCUCACAUGCCUGCCUGAGCGUUUGCAGGGCCUUGGCUCCCUCUUCUGACCCUCAGAGGCAUGGUGGGGAAGGUUGUGUGGGGAAGAAGAGAUGCUUUGUGGUGUGGGUAUAUCCCUCCUGGGGACAUCAUACUUCUUGGUGCAGGCAAGGGGCAGUGGGAGGUUGGCGGGCUGUAGAACCAUUGACACAUCCUGGGUGCAAAGUUCUGGCCCACAUUUGCCUUUUCCAGGGUAACCCCCCCCCCCAUUUUUUUUUUUUUCUGGCCUGUUUCUGGGAAUUGUAAUGCUCUGCCCUCAUCUGUCAGGGCUCACAAAGAAGAGUCCACCCGGGAGAGGCUUUUUGUAUCAGGCAGGCACCCAGUAGGCUCUGGGUGUACUCGACAGGCCUUCCUUGGUACUAUCCAGACAGGCAAUGGGGACAGAUUUUACCCCACCUGUGUCCAGCCCCAUUCUGGAGUCAAUGCAGAAUAUUGAGAUUCUCGGGCAAAAAGACGCUCCCUGACUUCCAGGUAAGUGGUUUUUGUUUCAUGGCAAUUUGGAAUCAGCUGUCUCCCAAACAGCCUAGCAAGAACCACCUGGUUCAAACUGUUAAGAGCUCUCACAACGGGCGGGCGCGGUGACUCCUGGGAGAUGGAGUUCUACAAGGCCGGCUCUUAGCUCGCUUUUCUUGGGGAACUACAAAGCCCAGAAGUCUCUGCGCAUGUGACUGGGGAGUGUUCAAUGAGCUUUCUAGCAUUAGGGCCCGGAUGUUGGCGGGCCAGUAGGACGGGUGGUGAUUGGAUGAUGGGCGGGGGCGGGGGCGGUGUGGGGAGUAGUCAACCCUUUUUGUCCGGCUUGGGCAGAGCAGUGGAGGGCACUUGGCAAAGGCCGCGGUGAGCAAGUUCCUGGUCACUUGUGGGUUACUGGUGAUGGUGAUCAUUUUGAGAAUGCCAGUUAAGAUUUAUUGAGGGUCUCUGAAUAUCUAGGGAGCUGGACUUUUUCGAAGGGACUGAGGCACAAUGAGAGGAAGGUGAGCAGCCAGUUUUUCUGAAGUCUGGAAGUGGGUUGCAGAAAAAAAAAAAAAAAAAA